AUGAAAAUUGAUAAAAAGAAAGAGUUUAAAAAAAAAUUUAUAAUAGUUUGUUCUUUGCUGCAAGUAGCAGAUCCCUUGAAAAUAAUUGUUGAUGAAACAUUUAUUAAUUUAUGUAUUAUUCAUAAAAUUUCGAUUAAAGAAGAGUUAAAUAAAUUAUUUAAUAGGCAAUUAAUACUUAUGACAACUAAAUGCAUAACAGCAAACUCAAAAAAAUCAAACGAAGAAAGUGCUUACGCUUUAAAGAAAUUAACACAUUAUAAAUGUAAUCAUGAACAGAAAUACUUAGAAGAAUCUGUUAAUACAUUUCUAAAAAAGAUUAAUAAAGGAGAAAUUUCAAAAUUUUCUCCAAGUAACUAUUUUGAAAAUGAAAUUAAGAUUACUCAUAAUUUUGAUAGUUUAUAUAAUAGAAAAAAUGAAAUUUAUUCCAAUAAUAAUGUAAUAAAUGAAAAUAAUAAUAAAAAAGAAGAAGAUAUUAUAAUAAAAGAAAAUAAUGAAUUAAACGAAAAAAAUAAAAAAAUAGAUGAGAAAAAUAAAACUAAAGAAGAAAACAUUGAUACAAAUGAAAAUUGUAAUUUGUCUGAUUCUAUGAAAUGCAUAUUGGAUUUAGUCAAGAAUAAUAAUGAAAAAAAGUUUUUCAUUGCUACAAAUAACCUGGAAUUACGAUAUUUCUUAAGAAAAGUCUUUUUAGUACCAAUCAUUUAUGUAAGUGAAGGGGGAACAUUAAAGCUUGAAAGUUUAUCAAUAAAAAAUAUGAAAAAAAAAAAAAAUGUUGAAUUAAAAAAGAUGAAAAUGCUUCAAUGGGAAAGAGAUAUAAAGAUGUUAGAACAAAAAAGAAAUGCAAAGAUAAAAAAAAGUAUAAAAAAAAAAAAGAAAAAGAAUAGAAAUAAUAAAACAAAAGUAAAGAAUGAAGUAGAAAUAAGUGAAAAAAAAAAAGUAGAUGAUAAAAAAAAUAAAAUAGAGAAAAAUGCUAUUAAAAUAUAA
Messenger RNA from Plasmodium relictum, 981 nucleotides. Its product is annotated as conserved Plasmodium protein, unknown function. Gene Ontology annotation, molecular function: small ribosomal subunit rRNA binding. Gene Ontology annotation, cellular component: small-subunit processome; nucleolus. The record is from RefSeq and is a predicted model, not a curated record. Lineage: Eukaryota; Apicomplexa; Aconoidasida; Haemosporida; Plasmodiidae. The transcript has 2 exons. Bases 1 to 981 code for a protein of 326 amino acids.